AUGAUAAUGGGGCUGAAGAUGGUGGAAGUUGCUGCCGUGACCACCACCGUCAAUCUCCACGCAAUACAACCGUUUCCCUCCGUUUCCGUCCAAUCUGCUCAUCUUCAAUGUAUCAAAUUCCCAUUGAAGAGAACAAGCAAGGUCCGAGCUCUUCUUAUUUCGGAGUCUCCUCCUCCUCCUCGUUCCUCUCCCACUGUGACAUUUCGUCGAACGGUUGGAAGGCAGUCGUUAGUGAAAGGCGAAAUCGGUAACAAUUCCGGAGAUAAGGGCACAAACAGGAAAAGGGUAUUCUUCUUGGACGUGAACCCACUUUGUUACGACGGAAGCACGCCCAGCCUGGACGCUUUUGGACACUGGAUUUCCCUUUUCUUCUCUCAGGUCAGCCUUACUGAUCCUGUUAUCGCCGUAUUUGACGGGGAAGGGGGCGGUGAGCAUCGGAGGCGAUUGCUGCCUUCCUAUAAAGAACACCGCCGGAGAUUUUUGGCCGAUCGAUUAUCAGUGACGUCCCAGAAGCACGCAAAGGAUCACGCCGAAAGGGCUCAGGUAGUGAUUAAUGUAUUGUCCAAAUGCAACGUCCCUAUUGUGAAAGUUGAGGGUCAGGAAGCAGACGAUGUCGUAGCAACGCUGGCUGAGCAAGUUCGUCCGAGAGGCUACAGAGUGGUUAUUGCCUCCCCUGACAAGGAUUUCAAGCAGUUGAUUUGUGAAGAUGUUCAAAUUGUUUGCCCCAUUACCGAGCUGAAAAGAUGGUCUUUUUAUACCCUGAAGCACUAUUUAGCUCAGUAUAAUUGUGACCCGUGCUCUGAUCUCAGCUACCGUAGCAUUGUGGGUGAUGAAGUUGAUGGGGUUCCUGGGAUACAGAGUGUGGCACCUGGAUUUGGUCGAAAAACUGCUCUGAAGCUUCUGAAAAGACAUGGGUCGUUGGAGAAUUUACUGAAUGCCGCAGCAGUAAGAACUGUGGGGAAACAGUAUGUACAAGAUGCCCUGGUAGAGCAUUCUGAUUACCUGCGACGGAAUUAUCAGGUUCUUGCCCUGAGGAGAGAUGUUAAAGUUCAUCUUCAGGAUGAGUGGCUGGUUCAGAGAGACCGAUGUCAUGAUUCCGCUGCUUUGGCUGAUCUUUUCAAUUUGUUGGGGCAAAGGAAGAGAUGUUUAACAAGGAAAUGA
Messenger RNA from Linum tenue, 1161 nucleotides. The record is from the annotation of a GenBank genome assembly. Lineage: Eukaryota; Viridiplantae; Streptophyta; Magnoliopsida; Malpighiales; Linaceae.